GCACCUCCACUCAGCUCUGAGCCCGCUGCACUGCCUGCGCUGCGCGUUACCAUGACGGAAUUCGCCAUCUCCUUCAGCAAGGACUUCCUUGCCGGAGGCGUCGCUGCUGCCAUCUCCAAAACGACCGUGGCCCCGAUUGAGCGGGUCAAGCUGCUGCUGCAGGUGCAACAUGCCAAUAAGCAGAUCGCAGUGAACAAGCAGUACAAGGGCAUGGUGGACUGCUUCGUGCGCAUCCCCAAGGAGCAGGGAGUGCUGUCCUUCUGGAGAGGCAACAUGGCCAAUAUCAUCUACUACUUCCCUACGCAAGCCCUCAACUUUGCCUUCAAAGACAAGUACAAGCAGGCUUUCCUGGGGGGCGUGGACAGGCACACGCAGUUCUGGAGAUAUUUUGCUGGCAACCUGGCUUCUGGUGGGGUGGCGGGGGCCACCUCCCUCUGCUUUGUCUACCCCCUGGAUUUCGCCAGAACCCGUCUGGCGGCCGAUGUGGGAAAAUCAGGCACCCAGCGGGAGUUCAAAGGCCUAGGACACUGCCUGGUGAAGAUCACCAAGUCGGACGGUAUCCGGGGCCUAUACCGGGGCUUCCCGAUCUCCGUGCAGAGCAUCUUCCUCUACCGGGCUACCUACUUCGGCCUGUACGACACGGCGAAAGGCAUGCUCCCUGAUCCCAAGAACACCCACAUUGUGGUGAGCUGGCUGAUCGCCCAGAGCGUGACAGCGGUGGCGGGCCUGGUCUCCUACCCAUUUGACACCAUAAGGCGGCGGAUGAUGAUGCAGUCCGGGCGCAAAGGAGCCGACAUCCUGUACAGGGGAGCCAUCCACUGCUGGCAGAAGAUCUUCAAGGACGAGGGGUACAAGGCCUUCUAUAAGGGCGCUUUGUGCAAUGUCCUCAGGGGCAUGGGUGGGGGCUUCGUGCUGGUGCUUUACGAUGAGCUGAAGAAAGUCAUCUAG
Molossus molossus (Pallas's mastiff bat) is the source of this 948-nucleotide messenger RNA. Its product is annotated as ADP/ATP translocase 3-like. Gene Ontology annotation, molecular function: ATP:ADP antiporter activity. Gene Ontology annotation, cellular component: mitochondrial inner membrane. The record is from RefSeq and is a predicted model, not a curated record. The transcript has a single exon. Gene Ontology annotation, biological process: mitochondrial ATP transmembrane transport; mitochondrial ADP transmembrane transport. Bases 52 to 948 code for a protein of 298 amino acids. NCBI's taxonomy places the organism in Eukaryota, Metazoa, Chordata, Mammalia, Chiroptera, Molossidae.